Klebsormidium nitens is the source of this 663-nucleotide messenger RNA. NCBI's taxonomy places the organism in Eukaryota, Viridiplantae, Streptophyta, Klebsormidiophyceae, Klebsormidiales, Klebsormidiaceae. The record is from the annotation of a GenBank genome assembly.
AUGAAGUCUUUUGCUGAUCAGAAGAGACGAGACGUCUCUUUCGCGAAGGGGAAGAAGGUUCUCCUCUCAACGCAAAAUUUUAAGCUCGCAAAUCCAGGGACUCGCAAGCUUCUGCCCAAGUGGGUAGGACCGUUCGAAGUGAUCGAACCGGUGGGCAAGGUCGCGUAUAAGUUGAAGCUUCCACCAAAUCUCAAGAUGCAUAACGUGUUUCACGUUGAUCUUGUGAAGCCCUACAGAAAUAAUGGCAGAGUGCAGCCGCCUCCACCACCCAUCGAAAUCGAUGACUCAUUAGAGUAUGAGGUCGAAAGAACACUCGAUAACCCCACAGGUAAACGCGGAAAAGGCACCAAGACAGAGUUCCUGGUCAAAUGGUUAGGGUAUGGGCCCGAGCACAAUACCUGGGAACCAGAGAAGAACCUUACUAACUGUAAGGAUAUUCUCGAAGAGUAUUGGGUUUAUGUGGGUAAGUUUCGGAAAGGUGUACCCGAGCCCGCCCAAGCUCAGGCGAAGCCUCUUGAGGCUAAGAAGCCGAAGCAGAAGGUUGUCACCAGAAUCUGUGACUACGAAGUUCGCGCGGCCGCGUCAGCCGUUCCGCCGACCUUCUACGAGCUGCCUACCACCGUUGAUCUGCCACGUGUCAUGAUCAGAGCGCUCACUCAGUAG